Molecule: messenger RNA, 1810 nt
Organism: Aspergillus wentii DTO 134E9
Lineage: Eukaryota; Fungi; Ascomycota; Eurotiomycetes; Eurotiales; Aspergillaceae
Product: class I SAM-dependent methyltransferase
Exons: 2
Coding region: 323-1450 (375 amino acids)
Source: RefSeq, a predicted model, not a curated record
CCUCUUCUAGACGAAAUGACGUGCAUUUUCUUCCCACACGUGUCAGUGAGAACUAUUUAGGACCUUUUAAAGCAUCAAGGCCCUAUAUUGUUCAUAUCUGACGCUUGUUAAAUCUCCUCCCCUCUUGACAUUAACUAUUGUUGAUGGUUGAGUAAUCUUGUUCUCGACGAGAAUCUUAUACCAUAUCUGAGAGACCGCCCCAUAAUACUAGUAGGGCGUCCAUCCUUAUUUACUUUUUCUUUCUUCUUCACCCACCCGUCUCUACAGUCGGCAAUUGCAUCCAACCUCCCUUCCGGUCGUUAUUCCAUAAAUUCGUCAUGUCAUGGACGAGAAAGCCUUUCAGUCACCGGACACAGGCAUCGGCCAUUCCAUAGUGGUGGACGAUAGCGAAGAAAAUGCAAGAGCACUACAAGCUUGUGAAUUAAAUUCAGACCCGGAGUCUGAUACUGAUUCCGAUGGAGGACACUCAAUAAAAUCGACCAGAUCUUUUGAGGCUCAUAAUCUAGAAUCCAUCAUCGAGAAUGAUCGCAAGUACUGCAAUGAAACAUACUUUAUGCCCAACGACGAGACCGAAUACACCCGCUUGAAUAUCGUUCAUCAAAUAUACCUAAUCCUGCUCGACGGUAGCUUGACAACUGUCCCGAUACCAAAAGAUGCAUGCCGAAUCCUAGAUAUUGGAACCGGUCCCGGGAAUUGGGCGAUUGAGAUGAGCGGGAUGCACCCCAAUGCUACUAUAAUCGCCUCGGACAUUGGUAUAUUUGACGCUGGGCUGGGCCACAUCAAUCUCCCGAACGUAUACUUCCAGCUCGACGACGCUCGAGACGAAUGGACGUAUCAUGAACCGUUCGACCUGGUUCAUUUGCGCGGCCUUUCGGGAGCUUUCCAGAACUGGGACACCAUCUACCAACUAGCAUUCAAACAUCUCACACCCGGGGGAUAUAUUGAAAUUGCCGAUACCGAUCCAGCCGGCGAUACCGUAACCUUCCCAAACUCGGAAAGUUCCUACCUGAGCAUCUACGCGUCUGCCAUGCGAUCUGCCGCCGAGGAAGCGGGAUACCCACGAGACCUGAGCCACCUGCGCACUAGCAAGCUUAACGCGGCCGGGUUUGUGGAUGUCCGGGUUCUGGAACGAACAAUCCCUAUCGGCCUGUGGCCUGACGACCUACAAGAGAAGACCCUGGGCAAGAUGGCGUUGAUCGCCUUCCUGGAAGGGGUGGAAGCUUAUAGCCUGCGCCAACUCACCUCAACCGGCGGUUGGACUGCAGAGGAGGUUCGAGAUCUUUGCGAAAAGGUCAAGGGAGAGCUGCUGACAGCGAACCGGAUGACCGCUCGUGUUCGAAUUAUGACCGGUCGAAAACCCAUAUCCCGUGCCGAAUUGAAAGAAGAACGCAGGAGACGCGUUCUCAAGAGAGCAUUAGAAAAGGUCGAAGAGUACGAUCAUUAUUCAUGACAUGCUCAUUGGACUCAUUUAUAGGCAGGGAAAAGUUGUUGCUUGUGUUUGAUGCCACCUGAUGACUAUACCAUUUGAUAUCCAGCGUUUUUUACAUUUCUUUAUUUUGUGCUCAUUUCUUCCUUUCUUAAACCCCAGCCUUUUGGUGGGUAUGAUACCUUUGGAUAUAUAUUGUUUUUUAAGAGCCCUUUUUUCAUUCAGCUUUACAGCCUGAAUGGUCACAGUUACAUAAAACCAUGGCCUUUGACCUGUACAUCAUACUAAGUAGUCACAUUAUCUACAACAGCAUAGGUAUUUGUCGACAUAAAACAGAUCAAUAUGACCCAGUAACAAGAGAGAUAAGAAAAGCCAAAACCAAGU